This is a messenger RNA of Raphanus sativus (radish), 2159 nucleotides long. Its product is annotated as serine/threonine-protein phosphatase 5. The record is from RefSeq and is a predicted model, not a curated record. The transcript is spliced from 14 exons. Gene Ontology annotation, cellular component: nucleus; cytosol. The coding region runs from base 225 to 1853 and encodes 542 amino acids. Gene Ontology annotation, molecular function: protein serine/threonine phosphatase activity; protein binding. Lineage: Eukaryota; Viridiplantae; Streptophyta; Magnoliopsida; Brassicales; Brassicaceae.
GGUAAAUUAGUUAAUAAUUAUUUUUUUUUCCAAAAACCCCUUCUCUCGUAGUAGAUUCAAAGCUCCAUAAAACUCUUUUGACCACCAAUCUAGGGUUCCUCGCUCGCUACCUUCUCUCAAACCUCUUCCGCUGUCGCCAAGUCUGAGCCUUUCUCAGUUCAGGCUUCACUGGUUGAUAACUAAGACGCCAAGGUCGAGUAAGAGAUAAAGGUUGUUCUGAUAACAUGGAGACUAAGAAUGAGAACUCUGAUGUUUCCCGGGCCGAGGAGAUGAAGAAUCAGGCCAACGAAGCUUUUAAAGGUCACAAGUUCUCUCAUGCGAUUGAUCUGUACACAAAAGCUAUAGAACUCAACGGCAACAACGCUGUGUACUGGGCAAACCGGGCGUUUGCUCACACAAAGCUGGAGGAAUAUGGCAGUGCCAUACAGGAUGCAUCAAAGGCCAUUGAAAUUGAUCCAAAAUACUCCAAGGGCUAUUACAGACGUGGUGCUGCUUAUCUCGCCAUGGGGAAGUUUAAGGAUGCCUUGAAGGACUUCCAACAGGUGAAAAGGAUUUGUCCUAAUGACCCUGACGCGGCAAGAAAGCUAAGAGAAUGUGAGAAAGCAGUGAUGAAAUUGAAAUUUGAAGAAGCAAUCUCUGCACCUGUUUCUGAAAGGCGCUCCGUUGCUGAGUCCAUUGACUACCACACAAUAGGGAACAAACCCAGAUCAUCAUCAUCUUUCUUGCCCACCAAAACGGCUUUAGCAGCAGUUGUUGCAGCAGUGAUGGUGGUGGCUUUCCGAGGAUUUGCCACAACUGAGAUACUCAUGGUGUUGGUUUCGGUGGUAUUAGGAACAUAUUGGUGGGGUAGCUUCAGUGGUAGUGGUAAGGUUGAGCCACAGUACUCUGGUGCUAGAAUUGAAGGAGAGGAAGUUACCUUGGAGUUUGUGAAGCAGAUGAUGGAGGACUUCAAGAACCAGAAAACAUUGCAUAAACGGUAUGCUUACCAGAUUGUCUUAAAGACGAGGCAAAUCUUGCAAGCACUGCCUUCUCUGGUUGAUAUCAGUGUACCUAACGGCAAGCAUUUCACAGUCUGCGGUGAUGUUCAUGGCCAGUUUUAUGAUCUCUUGAAUAUAUUUGAGCUUAAUGGCCUCCCUUCGGAGGAGAAUCCCUACCUGUUCAAUGGUGACUUCGUGGAUAGAGGAUCCUUUUCAGUUGAGAUCAUCCUCACCCUGUUUGCUUUCAAAUGCAUGGCUCCUUCAUCCAUAUAUCUUGCGAGAGGGAAUCAUGAGAGCAAGAGCAUGAACAAGAUAUAUGGUUUCGAGGGUGAGGUUCGGUCCAAGUUGAGUGAGAAAUUCGUGGAUCUCUUUGCCGAGGUGUUCUGUUAUCUACCGUUGGCUCAUGUUAUAAACGAGAAGAUAUUUGUUGUCCAUGGAGGCCUCUUCAGUGUUGAUGGCGUGAAACUCUCAGACAUUAGAGCAAUUGACCGAUUCUGCGAGCCUCCUGAAGAAGGAUUGAUGUGUGAGCUGUUGUGGAGUGAUCCUCAACCACUCCCUGGAAGAGGUCCAAGCAAGCGAGGAGUUGGUUUGUCGUUUGGUGGUGAUGUAACGAAGAGGUUUUUGGAAGACAACAAUCUAGAUUUGGUGGUCCGUUCACAUGAAGUAAAGGAUGAAGGAUACGAGGUUGAUCAUGAUGGUAAGCUCAUCACUGUCUUCUCUGCGCCAAACUACUGUGACCAGAUGGGUAACAAGGGAGCAUACAUUCGCUUUGAAGCUCCAGAUAUGAAGCCAAACAUUGUUACAUUCUCAGCAGUGCCUCACCCGGAUGUGAAGCCAAUGGCAUAUGCGAACAAUUUUAUGAGGAUGUUCAACUAACUAAACAGAAAGCUUCUUCAACGGAUAUGCUAAGCCUAAAGACUCAAAAGACCAAAAGUGUUUCAGAAAACAUAACUAUAUAAGGGUUUUAUUUUUUGCUUUUCUAUUAUCUUUUGCAGUUUUUUUUUUUCAUGUUGGUCCAAAACAGAGGAGCACAUGAUAACUAAUAGGUACAGUAUCCAGAUUUGAUCGGUUUUCUUCUUUUUUGGUAAAGAUGUUCCCUCUUUCUCUAAAGCUUUAUCCAGUGACUUUUGUCCCUUUUGUCUUGUGUUGUAAGAUGGGGUUAAUGGAUCAUUCUUAUUUUUA